ACAUAAUAUCAUACAAUGGUUGUACAUGUGGAUAUCAUUAUAACCGUGUACACAUGGAUAUUAUUAUAUGGUUGUACAUCUAUUUUCACAUAUACUUAUGAGACAAAGGUUUCACACAAAAGUAAUGCCGCUUGCUAAAACAUCAUGGUACAUAUCAACACUCAAAAAUGUCUACACACCAAGUUUUUUACAUGUGUACACGCACACAUACAAGCUCUAGUAUACUGUUUACAUAUCCACACUCAAACAUGCAUGCCUACAUACUAAGUUUUCUACGUGUGUACACGCAGACGCUACUAAAUAUGUACACCAUCGCGCAGACACUAUAAUUUGAAUAUUAACAAAACAAUAAUACAACAGUCACUUUACAAUUGCAGAAACACCAAAGGAAAUUGAACUCUUUUAUGCUAAGAGACUACGAGUUAUAGAACCAACAAAAAACCAAUAACUGACUUCUUCUACCUUAGUUGAUAACAACAACUAGCAAGAGUGUUUUUGACCAAAGAAUUACAUAAGGAAGAUCCACCAAAAAAAAACGAAGACAAAACUCUGCACAUGAUAAAACUUUAGGGACAAAACAAAAAAAAGGAAGAACUUGAAGGACUAACGGUUAAAUUAUGAGAAAAUUAUCCAUUGUCGCUGAGCUCUCGAUCCAGAGAACCCGAGUGACGACGACUCUGGAUGGCAACGGCGGUGGAGCUGGGCGCGGUGGAACGACGUGGAGGUAUUGCUUGUACGGCGGAUGAGGCAGCGACUAGGAGAUCCCAUGGUGGAGAAGUUUGCCAUGGCAGAUUGGCGCAGACGUGAGUCGGCGGUGAGAAGCAGGUCACGGAGGAGGGUCAGAUAGCACGGCGAGUAGGAGCUGUGGUGUAUACAACAGGUGGAACCAAGAAUUGAAGACCAUAGAGCUUGGCGUGGAGGAGCUAUGGCGUAGACGAGAGAGGAAUCAAGUAGACGAGAUGUUAUUAUCAAACAACGUCUCCGUCGUCGUACUUUUGUUUCCGGCCGAUAACUGCGUUUACAUUCUUUGUCUUGGUAAUUGUGAUAAGAAGAUAAGAAUUUGUAGUUAAAAAAAAUGUCGUGAAAAUUAAAAAAUUUAUUAUUGUUUUGGUUUCACCAUUUUAAACAAAUUCAAAAUUCAAAUUAUUCUAACUGAAAAAAAAAAGUAAACCGAAAGUCAUCAUCUAGUUUCGCUUAGUUGAGGGCAAGAGGGUCAAUAAACACUAAAAACUACCUCCGUAGUAAUAAGUGUCUUAGAAUGUAAUAAAAAGACAUAAAGUGUCUUAGAAUGAAAAUAACUCUUAAUUUAUUUACUGUUGAACAGAAUAGAAAUUACAUUUAAAUAUUCGAUUGACUGUAUGAUUGCACGUAAGCUACUAACGUGUGUAUAUGUUGUUUAACAUACAUAUCAAUAAACUGAUGUGACCCGUAAUUGAUGUGUGUGCCAGUUUUAUUAUUAUGAUAUACUGAUCUCUUUAAUACUAGUCUCUUCAAGAACGUUGAGUCUAUUACUAUCGAAUCUUUUAAUUGUUUUGCUAACUUAGCAAAUUGAUUCAAUAUAAAAAGAAGGAAAGGUCAAAAGGUCAAGAAAGGCACCCACUCACCUGGCUUGCAUUACCUCUGACCAUCCAGGCAUCCACGGUGUUUCCUGUCUCUUUCAAAUAUAUUUAUUUCCUCUGUUAUUGGUCAAGUAGGAAUUAUUUAAUCAGCAAGUAACACAACAUUUUUAUUGUUAAUUAACAUAUAUUCGGUAAUCUUAUACGAUACAAAAACUAAAGAUCGAAAACCCUGUCAAAUGGAGAAAUAAAAUCCGACAGUUGGAUAAAACUCAAAUGAGACCAUUGUUUUUAGUUUAUUUUCAUAAUAUAUAAAAAUAGGUUUAUGAGACAAAAUAAUAUUAAUAUUUAAUUGCAACUUAACCAAAAGCUAGCAAAACAAAUUUUGGAAUUUAAAUUACACAUUAAUCUAAAAAUAAUUGUAUAAACCGAACAAAAAAACAAAGACACUAAAUUUGAUUUGUGUCAUCUUCACAUGUGUUGUAUCUGGAAAGUCAUUGUCAUCAAAGUCAAUAACGUGACACUAUUAUGAUAUCCAACUAGCCGCCACAUUAAAAAAAGACCACAAUGUUGCUAUAAAUACACACAGUGAGACCAGUACUUAUCAUCAGCACUUCACAUUCAUCUCUAAUAAUGGCUGCCUCUCCGACCAUUUUCUCCUUCCUUUUCCUUUUCUUCUUCUCACUCUCAUCUGCUCAACAAUCAUUCCGACCAAAAGCUCUCCUUCUCCCCGUCACAAAAGACAAAUCCACCAACCAAUACACAACCGUCAUCAACCAGCGCACUCCCCUCGUCGCCGCCUCCGUCGUCUUCGACCUCGGUGGUCGAAACCUCUGGGUCGACUGCGACAAAGACUACGUCUCCUCCACCUACCGCUCCCCUCGCUGCAACUCCGCCGUGUGCUCACGAACCGGCUCCACCGGCUGCGGCACGUGCUUCUCCCCUCCGAGACCUGGCUGUAGCAACAACACUUGCAGCUUAAUCCCAGAUAACACCGUCACGGGAACAGCCACCUCCGGAGAAGUUGCUACAGACGUUGUGUCGAUUCAGUCAACUAACGGCGUUAACCCGGGUCGGGUCGUUAAAAUCCCCAAUUUGAUAUUUGGAUGCGGAGCAACGUUUUUGCUCAAAGGACUUGCAACUGGAACCGUCGGUAUGGCUGGUAUGGGACGCCACAAUAGCGGUUUACCGUUGCAGUUUGCGUCCGCGUUUAGCUUCAACCGUAAAUUCGCAGUGUGUCUUACUUCGGGAAGAGGAGUUGCCUUCUUUGGUAACGGACCUUACGUUUUCCUCCCUGGAAUUCAAAUCUCGAAUCUCCAAACGACGCCGCUUCUUAUUAACCCUGUGAGCACUGCUUCUGCGUAUUCGCAAGGCGAGAAGUCUACAGAGUAUUUCAUCGGCGUCACUGACAUCAAAAUCGCCGAUAAGUCCGUUACGUUCAACAAAACGCUUCUGAAGAUCGACGGGACUACCGGAUUCGGAGGAACAAAGAUCAGCACGGUGGAUCCGUACACCGUGAUGGAGACGACGAUCUUUAACAAAUUCAGAAUGGCGUUCGUGAAAGCAGCCGCCGCGAUGAACAUCACUCGAGUACCGUCCGUGAAACCUUUCGGCGCGUGUUUCAGCACGAAGAACGUAUUCGGAACGCGGGUUGGAUACUCCGUGCCGGCUAUUCAGCUUGUGCUUCACAGCAACGACGUCGUUUGGAGGAUCAACGGAGCUAACUCGAUGGUGAGCGUUAGCCGUGAUGUCAUCUGUUUGGGUUUCGUUGACGGAGGAGUCAACGCAAGAACCUCUGUGGUGAUCGGAGGGUUACAGCUGGAAGAUAACUUGAUCGAAUUUGAUUUGGCGAGUAACCGAUUAAGCUUUAGUUCCACGUUAUUGGGGCUUCGCACUAAUUGUGCCAACUUCAACUUCACUUCCACCGCUUGAUAUGUUAUGUAAGAAGCUGAUGAAUGAUUUUAAUAACUUGAUUCGAAUAAUGGAAUGAGUGACUAUGAUAUAUUGUUGUUGUUUUUCUGUGAUUUUGUAUUGGUUCUUUUCUGCAUAUCAAUAAAAAAAACGACAAGAGAAUAAAAGUUGA
Brassica rapa (field mustard) is the source of this 3639-nucleotide messenger RNA. RefSeq names its product probable aspartic proteinase GIP2. Gene Ontology annotation, biological process: proteolysis. Gene Ontology annotation, molecular function: aspartic-type endopeptidase activity. The record is from RefSeq and is a predicted model, not a curated record. NCBI's taxonomy places the organism in Eukaryota, Viridiplantae, Streptophyta, Magnoliopsida, Brassicales, Brassicaceae. Gene Ontology annotation, cellular component: plasma membrane; cell wall; extracellular region.